This is a messenger RNA of Cavia porcellus (domestic guinea pig), 2268 nucleotides long. RefSeq names its product calpain-8. The record is from RefSeq and is a predicted model, not a curated record. The transcript has 21 exons. Gene Ontology annotation, molecular function: calcium-dependent cysteine-type endopeptidase activity. Gene Ontology annotation, biological process: proteolysis. Gene Ontology annotation, cellular component: cytoplasm. NCBI's taxonomy places the organism in Eukaryota, Metazoa, Chordata, Mammalia, Rodentia, Caviidae.
CCCAGAGCCACCUUUCUGCCCUCCAGCCCGCAUGGCGGCCCAGGCAGCAGGCUUGUGCAGGCAGUGGGCCACUGCCGAGGGGCUUGGCUCGCCCCAGAAUGCCAUGAAGUACUUGGGCCAGGACUUUGAGGCACUGAGGCAGCAGUGCUUGGACUCUGGGGUGCUGUUCAAGGAUCCUGAGUUCCCAGCAUGCCCAUCGGCACUGGGCUACAAGGACCUGGGACCCAGCUCCCCCCGGACUCAAGGCAUCAUCUGGAAGCGGCCCACGGAGCUGUGUCCCAGCCCGAAGUUCAUCCUUGAUGGAACCUCACGAACAGACGUCCAGCAGGGCGACCUGGGAGACUGCUGGCUCCUGGCGGCCAUUGCGUCCUUGACCCUGAACGAGAGGCUGCUGUCCCGUGUGGUGCCCAAGGACCAGAGCUUCCAGGAGAACUACGCAGGCAUCUUCCACUUCCAGUUCUGGCAGUACGGCGAGUGGGUGGAGGUGGUGGUGGAUGACAGGCUGCCCACCAAGGAUGGGCGGCUGCUGUUCCUGCACUCGGCCGAGGGCAGCGAGUUCUGGAGCGCGCUGCUGGAGAAGGCCUACGCCAAGCUCAGUGGCUCCUAUGAGGCUCUGGUUGGCGGCUCCCCUGUGGAGGGGUUCGAGGACUUCACAGGUGGCAUCUCGGAGUUUUAUGACCUGCGGAAGCCACCGGCUAAUCUAUACCGCCUCAUCCGGAAGGCGCUGCGUUCAGGGUCUCUGCUGGGCUGCUCCAUUGACGUCUCCAGCAUGGCUGAAGCUGAAGCCAUCACCCGCCACAAGCUGGUCAAGAGCCACGCGUACUCUGUUACUGGAGCAGAAGAGGUCGAGGUCCUCGGCCACCCAGAGCAGCUGAUCCGCCUUCGGAACCCGUGGGGCGAGGUGGAGUGGACAGGAGCCUGGAGUGACAAUGCCCCAGAGUGGAACCGCAUUGACCCCCGGCGCAGGGAGGAGCUGGACAGGAAGGCAGAGGAUGGCGAGUUCUGGAUGUCCUUCUCCGACUUCCUGGCACAGUUCUCGCGCCUGGAGAUCUGCAACCUGUCCCCAGACUCGUUGAGCAGCGAGGAAGCUCACAAGUGGAGCCUGGUGCUGUUCCAUGGCCGCUGGGCACGGGGUGCCACUGCUGGCGGCAGCCAGAACUUCCCAGCCACGUACUGGACCAAUCCCCAGUUCAAACUCCACCUGGACGAGGCGGACGAGGACCAGGAGGAACGUGCAGCCGAGUCUUGCUGCGCCGUGCUGCUGGGGCUGAUGUAGAAGGACCGGCGGCGGCUGUGCCAGGGCCUGCUGAGCAUCGGCUUUGCCGUCUACCAGGUCCCCAAGGAGCUGGCGAGCCACACAGACACGUACCUGGGCAGAGACUUCUUCCAGGGCCACCAGCCGGCUGCAUGCUCAGGCACCUAUGUCAACCUGUGGGAGGUGUGGGGUCGCAUGCGGCUGCCGCCUGGCGAGUACCUGAUGGUGCUGUCCGCCUUUGAGCCCUUCAAGGACGGUGACUUCUGCCUGGAGAUUGGGGCCGUCCUGGCGGGAAACCCCCAUGAGCCACAGCCCUUGGAGCUGGACCACAGAGACCAGAAGCUCCGGAGUCUGUGUGAGGCACUCAUGGGGCAGGAUUCUGAGAUUGGUGCCAUCGAGCUCAGGAAGGUUCUGAAUGGGGCCUUUUCCAGAAGAACAGACGUAAAGUUCCAUGGCUUCAGCAUCCACACCUGCCGGGAGAUGGUCAGCUUGGUGGAUAGCGCUGGAACAGGCACCCUGGGGCCUGCGGAGCUCCAGACACUCUGGCUGAAAAUCUGGAAGUAUCUGGAGAUCUACCAGGAAACGAAUCACAACCACCUGGGGACCCUGGGCGCCCAUGAGAUGAGGACGGCCCUCAGGAAGGAGGGUUUCACCCUCAACAACGAGGUACAGCAGACCAUUGCCUCCCGGUAUUCCAGCCACACGCUUGGCCUCGACUUUGACAGCUUCGUGGCCUGCGUGGUCCGCCUGGAGACCCUCUUCAAGCUGUUCGGGCUCUUGGACUGGAACCAGACAGGGGUCAUCCAGCUCUCCCUGGCUGAGUGGCUGUGCUGUGUGUUGGUCUGAGCAGCGUCUGGCACCUCUGGACCUUGGCAACUCCUCACCCGCCUCUCCUCCCAUGUGGUUCUGCAGUCACUCAGCCUCUGGAGUCCUCGCCAGUCACUUGUACCACUCUGCUGGUAACUGCUCCAGGGGACACCAGCUCUGUCCUUGGUGGCACACUUUGGAAGAAA